Paramecium pentaurelia is the source of this 5168-nucleotide messenger RNA. The record is from the annotation of a GenBank genome assembly. Lineage: Eukaryota; Ciliophora; Oligohymenophorea; Peniculida; Parameciidae.
AUGGAGAACUUUAAACAUAGUUUAUAGUCGAAACUAGAGAAUAGACUUUAGUUCAUUAUAGGUUUCACACAGUUUUGUUUAAUGAAAGAAAACUAUUUCCUCUGGAUUUUAGCAAUGAUAGUAAGUGUUCUUUAAAAAGUUGCCAUAAUAAAAUUAGCUCCUUUACUUAAUAAUUUUAAAGGAGUAACUGGAUCCUAAGAUUUAGAGUUACUAUUUAAAAUGUGUGUUCCUACUAUGUAUUUACCAGAAAAUUUGGGAUAUGAUUAUUUGAUUGCAUGUUAGAGUGUAUUCAUAGUACUCUUUUCUAUUCCAGCCAUUUUAGUUGGAGUGAGUAUGUCUGAUGAAAUAACAUUUUUUAAAUAAACGAAGUUUAAGAAUAAAAGAUAAUUAAAUAUUAGUUAAAGUGACAAUUUAAGUGAUUGUAUUUAGAUUAUGCAUUAGAUUUAUAACUAAAAUUCAUAUAUAGAAGGAUUUUAACAUCGUUUAAUGUCAGAUCAAUCAAAUACAUCCUUAUAAAUAAUAAGAUUGAGAUAAAUAGCAAUAUUUUUGAAUUAUUUUCCUCAUGUUUUCUUAAUACCUAUACUAUAUUUCUUAUUACAAAUUAACUUAAUCUUAGAAAAGGCAGAUUAAACACAAUAGGUUGUUGGGUAAAUCUUGAAUGUUAUUUUGGCUUUUCAAACCUUAUUUAUUUCAAGUUUAUCAUUGGUAUGGUGUUAAGUAUCAUUUACUUUACAUGAAUCUAAUUUUAUGAGAUUAAGAUUUUCAUACCUAUAAUGGUUACAUUUAGGAUUCAGUAUAAUACCAAUAUUAAUCAGCUAUUCUUAUGUACGUGCUGGUAAUGUCAUCUAUGAGGAUGAUUUUAUUCAUAUAGUUAAUUUAGUAUUUGUUAUAUUGGCUUUUCUUAUUGAUGCUUUAGAUGCAUAUAUAACAUUACCUUAUGUACAGAAAUUUAAAUAUUCCACAAAUGUAUUUAUGAGGGCAAUAGUAAUUUGUUUGACAUUAUUCUUUAUUUGUAGAUUAAGUGACUAAUAGAUUAUAUGUUUAACUUUUAUAGUUUCUCCAUGUCUUAGUAGACUUUUUAUAGUUCUUCAAGAUAGUAGAAUUGGUAAUGUACUUACUUCAACAUUAAAGAAGGAGAAAUCUAUUCAAAUUCCAGUUAUACAAUAAUAUUAAUAACCUUAAUAAACAUUAAAUACUCAUGAAUCUGAAUAAGGUUUACGUAUUGAAAGUGAAAAUAUCAAAUAUAAGGAUUUCUAAUCAAAUAUUAUUAAAUAAUAUGAUAUGUCUUACUUCAUUCAUUUUAUUAGAGCUGUCUAAUUAAUGAAAUUGACAGAAAUUGGAGUCUUAACAAGAAAUUCUGGAGUUUAAUUAAAGAAUGAAAGAUCUAAGAUACUUAUGGUCUGUAUAAUAUUAUUGAAAACUCACACUGAAAAUUGUAAUAAUCAAUAUUGUUUUUGUCGUGGUUUAAAAGGUGAAAAGAGAAAGAUAAUAGAAAAAUAUGAAAUAGUUAAAGAAAUGAGAAUGUAUGAUGAUUUUAAAAUACUUAAUAUUCAAUUCUAUAUUGAAUUGAUUAUGAGAUAUUUAAGAGAUUACUCUAAACUAGUUUUCUAAACUGAAAUACGUAAGACACAUCCAAAUAUUAUUUAUUUGAUAUAAAUUUUAGUUUUUUUAUGCAAUUCUGAUGAAUGUUAUUAAGCAUAAUUGUAAAUACUUGAUUUGAAGCAUUUAUUAGAAAAAGGAAGUUCUUUGUAGCAAAGAUUAGCUUUUGAAUUACUGAAGAGUUAUUCAAAAUAUCAAAUUCUACAUAGAUUCAAAGAAGAUAUUACUAGAUAAUCAAUUGAAUUGACAUUAAAAUAUGAAGAUUAUAGAUACACAGAAUUAGAGAGAGAUCGUUUAUUAAAAUUAGUAUUUACAAAUUUGUAAUAUAAAAAACAGUUUCUAAUAAAAUUAAAUGAUGAAACUCAUAGUUAUGAGUCACUUGAAGAAUUAUAUUUAUAAUUAAAUUAAUAAAAUUGUAAGAUUUAAAAAGAACUAGAAUAUUUUAAUUUAUAUUCACCAGGUAGAACUUCUUUGUAUUGUUACAUGCUUUAUUGUUUAGAAGUUACAAAUAAUUAUGAUCAAUUUAUUAAAUUAUGUAAUUUAAUCAAUACAAGAGAAAGUAAAUUUUUUGAAUAUCCAUCAUUUUAUUAUAAAACUGAAGAAUAAUCAUAUAAAGUUGGUUAUAUGUCACUAAAUCUAACAUAAUCACAUAUGAAGAGAGGUGAAAUUAUUAGUUUCUCUAAGAAUUUUCCAUCUUUUGUGGGAUAUACUUAGGAAGAAUUUCGAUAAUAAGUGAAAUCAUUAGAUCAACUAUGUUAUCCAAGUCUAAUCAAAGCACAUGAUGAAAUGAUGGAAAUGUUUGUAUUAACAAAUAGACCUAUGGUUUUUAGAUAACCUUUGCCAUUCUUAACAUAAUAAUAAACUCCAGGAAUUUUGAGUUAUUUGGAAAUCUUUAUAGAUAUUAGUUUUAAUUUUUCAUCAAAUGUACUUCCAUCAUUUUGUUUUAUGAAAGAAAUCAAAUAAGGAAUUAGAUAAGAUGGAUUAAGUGGAUUUAUUUUAUUAGAUUCAAAAUAAAAUAUAGAGGGAAUUACUAAUAAUGCUUUAGAAUGUUUUGAAAUGAGUAAUCCUUCACAAUUAUUAGGUAAAUCUAUUAAUUAAUUUAUACCUAAUUUUAAUUCUUUGGAUGCUUAAUUACAACAUUAUUUGGAAGAAUAUUAAAAGGAGAAUUGUAUAAGUGGAACAUUAACAACAGCAAAUAAAUUGGUUUAACAUUUUACUGUAUCUUAAGAUUCUAUAGAAAUGAUAUUAGACAAAGAAACUAAAUUUCAAUUGGAUUUAGAAGUGUAAUUGUCUUAUUCUCUUGUAAAUAGGAUGGUUUUUAAAGUAUAUGUUUUAAAAAUCAGAUCCCCUUAUAAAUUAGGAGCUGUUUGUUCUGAUGAAUCCCCAUUAUCCAAGUCUUUAGAUGAAUAUAGUUCUGAAUUUGAAGGUAUUCAAUUAAAGGAUUAUAUCAUGCCUGGUGUAGGAGAUAAUGAGAUUCCCUAAUUUACUACUUAACCAGAUCCAAUAACUUUACGUAGUCAAAUGGUUGCUGUUGAAUAAGAAAAUUAACCAUUAAAACAAUAAGAAUUCUUAUGUAGUGAUCAUCAUGAUAUGAUAUCAAAAUAAGAUUCAAGUGAAAAAGAUUUAGAAUCACCAGAAUAACCUCAUAAAUAAAUAUAUAUUAAUAGUAUUAGUAGUAAUUCAUCUAAACAAAGUGAAAUCUAAAGGAUUUUAGUUAAAUCUCAUUUUUAUCGUAAAUUUUCUGAAAUGAAUACUAAACCUAAAUUGCUUUAUGCAUUACUUAUUAUAAAUAUCUUUUCUUUGAUAGCUAUUUUAGGAUUUGCAACUGCAAAUACAAUACUUUAUGCAAAUUGGUAAAGUAAUAUAAGAAGCAAUAUUUAUAUUUUAUAAGCCUUUACAAUGACUGCUUAUAGUAGAGCAACUAUGUAAGGAACAAUGACUUUGAUAUAAUAUAUUCAAAUGGAUUAAAAUUUAUCAGAAUAUGGGAUGUAUUAUGAUUAUAAUGCUACUUUACUUGGAUAAUUGUAGACAGUGUUGGAUAGAAAUAUUGAAAUAUUUUCAACAAAAAUGGAUGAGUAUUCAGAAAAUUCAAUAAUUAGAGAAGUAUUUUCAACAAUAGAAUUAGAACAAUUAGAUAUAUUUGAGAAUGUAGAUAAAACAGUUAAGGGUUGGACUGCUCUAUUUUAAUUAAUUUAUAUGAUAAGAUCAUUGCAUAUAUCUGAUUUUACAGAUAAUUUUUAAUUUUUUAAAUCCAUCUUAUAUUUAUUAAGAUCUUAUAGUAAAUACAAGGAUGCAUAUUCACUUUUAAAUAUUAGAUUCACUGAUGAAAUUAAUUCAAUUUUGGCAUCUUAAGAUAAUAUAAUAGAUUAUGUUACUUUUACAUUCAUUGCUUUUUAUGUUGUCUAUUUUUGUAUAGCAUUUCUCUUAUAAUCUUCAUAUAUUUAAUUAUGUAAGAAAUACAUAAGAUGUUCAGAGUAAAUUUCACAUUCUGCAAUUGCUAGCGAAUUAAUUCAUGUGAAUUAAUUAUUAUUAAUUAAUUAAGAUGUAUUUAUAAUAUAUGAUAUUAUUAUUAGCAUUUCGAUCUUUAUGAAUAUCAUUUCUCAUUAAGAGAUAAAUUCCAUUAGGAUGAAGUAGACAAAUAAAAUAAUAAUUAUUUGAGUGGAAGUUCCAGUGCUAAUAAUAAUAAUAAUAAUAAUAAUAAUAAUAAUAAUAAGAAAUUUAUCAAAGUUUAGGAAUAAUGGAAUUUAAAACGAUAACUUACAUUUAGUUUUCAUUUAAUUUCCUUUACUAUUUCAUUAAUAACUUUUUUAUUAAUAAGAAUGAGUGAUAAAUUAUAAAUUUAUGAAUUAGAAUCUAAAUUAACAAUCUAUUAAAAAUGUAUUACUUUUACAGAAAGUUUAUCAGAAGCAUGUUUAACUAAUUUCAUUUUACAAAGUAAUAAAUAUUUGGUCAAAAAUGAAUUUAUUGAUCCUGAAGAUCCAGCUUAAUUUUUUAUUUAUACAAAUGAAAGUUAUACAAUAGCAAAUAGUAUUUUAGGAGAAAUCCUUUAUUCAGAAGGAACAGUUUCUGAAGAAUUAAAGGUUCUAUUUUCAAGUAAUGUAUGUUUGGUUGUCAAUGAACCUGAAAUCUGUGUGACUGUUAAUAAUGGAGAAUUGUAAUAAGGAUUAUUAUUACCAUCUUAAGAUAUAUUUUAAAUUUUAAGAGAAAACAUAGAUUUAUAUUAAAUUUAAGGUUCUGCAACUUAAAUGCUUUAACUUAGACAUAUGUUAUCUGAAAGUUUUAUGAUAGAUGCAAUAAGUAAUUUUGUAGAUACAGUUCGAUAGACUGUAGAGUAAGGAAUCUUGGAUAGUAACAAUGUCAAAUUAACAAUUUCUAUAAUAUUUUACCUUUUCAUUAUUUCUAUAAAUAUAGCAUAGAUUUGCUUAAUGCAUUAAUAUAUCACAUAAAAAUUGUGGGGUAUAAGACAAUUUGUUUAUUUGUUACCACCUAAAGCAUUGUAUAAUGAAGAUAGUUUUUAUAAAACUCUCACCUAUUUACUGAAAAUUGACAAUUAAAUACUAUAUCUGUGA